Ectocarpus sp. CCAP 1310/34 is the source of this 3621-nucleotide messenger RNA. NCBI's taxonomy places the organism in Eukaryota, Phaeophyceae, Ectocarpales, Ectocarpaceae. The record is from the annotation of a GenBank genome assembly.
AUGCAGGCAGCGGUAGCAGCAACAGAUGGGCCCGGACGCAACGCCCGAGCGGAGUCGGGAAAUCUGAUUCCAACAGCUCCCGUAACUCAUCUAGCAGAGUUCGGGGGCGAACAGACUCCUUCACCACGAACGUAUGCCCUGCGCUCUUCCGGGCCCUUGGAUCAGGCGAUCAACCGCGACCUUGCUCUCACGGCAACACGCCUGGACGGUGCGGACAAGCUCCUGAGCGAGUCACCGGCUACUUCUCUCCGGCACCUGACUACUGUCGCCACCACGACGGCUGGCAUCGACAAGGCAGGGGAGGGCGGCCUGGCAAACACUUGGCCAACCGCUCGCCCUUCCAGUAUGAGGAUCGACGGUCAGAGAACCCUCCUCUCCAGGACGACGCCUCCCCACCAAAAGAAGGUCGCCAGGCCUUCUGCUGCGAGGUUGCCGCGCGACAAGGGAAUGCACUCCGAUACGCUCAGGGAGUUUCUGUUGCCUUCUUCCGUGGCCAACCCCUCGGAGACGUCUACCAACAUGGUCCGGAGCUGGGAGGUGUUCAAAGUCCUCACGCUUGACCUAGGACUGCAGCUCUCCGAAGGCGACAAACAGCUGAUAUCGGCGCGGUUUGGAGACGGGGAGGACGGCGGCAAGGUAGACCCGGAUGCCCUGCUGGCAGCCAUCGCGCUCGAUCAUCCCGAAACGGGCGGUAAUGCCGUCUCCACAGCAGCAACCCCGCCCUCGACAGCAGUCCCUCCUAAGACUGGCGGAACGAUGACGCUCGAACACAACGCCGAUCCUGGCCAUAGCCACAAAUGCCGUCUGCACCGAAACGAAGGGGCACAGGCGGCAACAAGUGACGUGACCAAACGAAGCUGGGCCGACGGUAAGGCUGGCGUGGACGAGUCGAGGGUAGACGCAGGUGUUCCAACGAGGAAGGAUCGAAGCGUUGACGAUUCGGAGCAACCCUCGGGUCAUGUCUUGGGAGACCCCGAGGGAGGCGAUCCGACGGAUCAAGCUCCCCCGGCCUACGAAGAUCUGGUGAUGCAAUCUCCUAGGAUCGAGGGCAAAGGUCCGGCGGGGGCGGAGGCGACAAUAGAAGAGAUCGCUCUACGAGCGGAACGGAAAUACUCAGGAGAUUCCUUGAACGAGUGGGACGAUAUCAGAACUAGAGAUCGAAGCGGGAACGCUGCGGGAAGCAAUGAUGGCACCCGUGAUAAGGCCGCCGCCGCCGCCGCCGCGAGGGAGGCCGCCGCGCUCCAAGAGGAAAACGCCAAGCUUCGGUCGGAGCUGGAAGUGUUCGACCUCGGCUUUUUCGAAGAAGUCGAAGACCUCAAGUACAGCUACGCGUCGCUCCGGCGGGAGGCCGACAAGCUGGCCAGGAAGCAAGGCAUCCUAAGCCUGUCCAAGUCGUUGGACUUGCCUGAGGAGGGGGAGGAGCCGUGGGAUCGAUCUGUGGACAUGGCCCAUCACUCGGUGGACUGGGCAGAGACGGCCAAGAAUCAGAGGACUGCCGCGGGGAGAGGCGGCGGCAGCCCCAGGUCGCCCCCCCGAGGAACCCACGCCGCUCGUCUGGCGAGACGAUGGGACUUACUUUCGUCCGGCGUCGCCGCCGAUGUAGAAGAAGUGGGGUUCCCCGUCGGAUCACCCACCCGGGGGCACGGAGGAACCAUCCCCGGGCGUGUAAGCGUUGCCCCAGGAGAGGGGAGGUAUCGCGGUGGUGGGAUUGGAGGGAGGGGCGAGGCGUUUGCCGUGACCCCGCACCCGCAGCGCGGGCUGAUAGCCGCUCAUGAACGGAAGCUGGCGUGGGAGAUCUCUUGCGGUGGCAUGGGAUCUCUGGCGCGUCUAAGGGAGAACACCGGGCGGGUAGGCCCCGCAGCGGCGGUAGCAGCAGAAGACGGCUUCUGGUCCGACGAACAGGUGUUCCUCGCGCUUCGGAACUCCGGGUACGCGCUCGAGCUGGAAGACGUCGCCGUCCUGAGGACCGGUCUGGGGAACGACGCCAAGGGCCGGGUGGACCUCGAGGAGUUCAUGGGCAUGUGCGAGGACAUCGCUUCGGUGGAAGAGUGGUACUUGCCGCCUGGUUCCGCUGUGGCGGCAACCGUCGCUGGCGGGGCGAACGGGGGGUCCCCGGCAAAAAGAAGCGGCGGCGGCGGCGCAUUCGCAAGCGGUUCACUGCCUUCUGGCAUGCUCUUGCGAGAGCAAGGAGAUGAAGUGCUGGGAGAGAGACGAGCUGGAGGAGGAGGCGGAUUCGAACCACCGGAACGAAACUCAAGAGGCGGAGGACUUCCGUCUUCAACCAACGGAGUAACAUCCUUCCCCGUCUCUGCUGGCCAGGUACCACUCGAGACGCUCUAUCUGGGGGGAACCGUCUACGGGGAAAAAAGUUUCCUGGAACCUACCAAAACCGUCGAAAGCGUACUCGCAGAGCUGAAAGACCAGCUGUCGCUGCUUGACAUUGAUCACCUUUUUCCGGCGCGGGAUCACGGAGCCCGUGGUACUGGAAGCGGUGAGGUUGCUGUCACCACGCUCGGGAAAGCCGUCGGCGCCAGGUUCAGCAGGCGAGACCCGACGCAAUCCGGGCUCUUGAGCGCGAGAGAGGUAGGCCUUGCGCUGGAGGACGUUGGGGUGUGCCUUCAAGCCGACGAGGUCAUCACCCUCGCGAAAAGGUUCAAACCUCCGGUAGGGGGCCCACAAGAAAGUCGGGGAAGCGGAAACGAUCGUUCGAGGAGAAGAGAGGGUUACGCAUCUGGUGCUGCGACUGUCGUUGAUCUCGACGGCGGUGGGCUUGACGGCGUGGUCGCGGAGUAUGCGCCACUUGUUCGGCUAGUCGUGGAUACCCUCGCGGAAGCUAGCGGGGUAGAUUCCGCUGUCGGGGGACGGGUCAGGCUGGGGCAGAAGAAAGCGAAGUGGAACGAGCGGAUGCCAGCGCCGGCAAAGCGUCUAAGAUCUGCCCUUACAGCGGGGAGGGGGAGAGGUGGGCUGGAACGGCUUCGGCAGAGGUUCCAAGAUUUCGACAUCGACGGUGACGGGUGUCUAGGCAGGCGGGAGUUCGUGCGGGCCCUGAACCUCGCGCUGGCGUGCGAAACGGGGGAUGAUAGCGACCCAUCCCCUUACUUCACGGUGGGAGGGGUGCUGUCGGAGCAGGAGGCUUCGGAGCUCAUGGGCCGUCUCGACAGAGAUCGGGAUGGCAGGGUAUCCUGGGAAGGAUUUGUCGAGUAUUUCGCUGACGCGGUACACGGCGAGGAGGGAGGGGGUCGCGGUGGUGGGCAUCCUGAGUCUUGGUUCCAGCUGGAGGUGGACAUCGCGGAGAAACUCCUCCAACAACUUGAAGCCCAGGGAGGGUGUACAGCGAGAAGGGCAUGGGUUAAUAGCCUCAGACGACGGUUUCAGACGGCUGACAUCCACGAAACUGGGACCCUAAACAGAGAUGCGUUUUUCCGGUGCCUCAGAAGCAUGCACGUUUCGCUUUCUGCAAGGGAAGGUGAGAGGCUGUUCCUGUCCCUGCUGCCGACAACAACAGACCCCACGCGAGGCGCGAGAUACCCCGAGCUGGUCAACUUUUUGCGUGGCAAGAACGCUAAGUGGUACGACGUCGAGAGUGACAUCGCCGACAAGGUGGGCUCAUGUUCUUGUUGA